This is a messenger RNA of Phaethon lepturus (White-tailed tropicbird), 1470 nucleotides long. It is a transcript of the gene CHRM4, whose product is annotated as cholinergic receptor, muscarinic 4. The transcript has a single exon. Lineage: Eukaryota; Metazoa; Chordata; Aves; Phaethontiformes; Phaethontidae. Gene Ontology annotation, biological process: adenylate cyclase-inhibiting G protein-coupled acetylcholine receptor signaling pathway; G protein-coupled receptor signaling pathway, coupled to cyclic nucleotide second messenger; chemical synaptic transmission. The record is from RefSeq and is a predicted model, not a curated record. Bases 1 to 1470 code for a protein of 489 amino acids. Gene Ontology annotation, molecular function: G protein-coupled serotonin receptor activity; G protein-coupled acetylcholine receptor activity. Gene Ontology annotation, cellular component: synapse; dendrite; plasma membrane.
AUGCACAACCUCUCUGCUCAGCCCUGGCAGGUGAAGAUGGCCAACCUGACCUAUGACAACUUCACCCUGGGUAACCGCUCCGAGGUGGCCAUCCAGCCUCCCGCCAACUACAAGACGGUGGAGCUGGUCUUCAUCGCCACGGUCACUGGCUCGCUCAGCCUCGUCACCGUGGUGGGGAACAUCCUGGUGAUGCUGUCCAUCAAGGUGAACCGCCAGCUCCAGACUGUCAACAACUACUUCCUCUUCAGCCUGGCCUGCGCGGACCUCAUCAUCGGGGUCUUCUCCAUGAACCUCUACUCGGUCUACAUCAUCAAAGGCUACUGGCCGCUGGGGGCUGUGGUGUGCGACCUGUGGCUGGCCCUGGACUAUGUGGUGAGCAAUGCCUCUGUCAUGAACUUGCUCAUCAUCAGCUUUGACCGGUAUUUCUGUGUCACCAAACCCCUGACCUACCCAGCCAGGAGGACCACCAAGAUGGCGGGGCUAAUGAUUGCAGCUGCAUGGAUAUUGUCCUUCAUUCUCUGGGCCCCAGCCAUCUUGUUCUGGCAGUUCAUUGUGGGCAAGAGGACAGUCCCUGAGAGGGAAUGCUACAUCCAGUUCCUCUCCAACCCAGCGGUGACCUUCGGCACAGCCAUCGCUGCUUUCUACCUUCCUGUGGUCAUCAUGACGGUGCUGUACAUCCACAUCUCCCUGGCCAGCAGGAGCAGGGUGAGGAGGCACAAGCCUGAAAGCAGGAAAGAGAGGAAAGCCAAGUCCCUUAGUUUCUUCAAGGGUCCGCUGAUCAAACAGAACAACAAGUCCCCCAAGAAGGCUGUGGAGGUGAAGGAGGAGGUGAGGAAUGGGAAAGUGGAUGACCAGCCCUCAGCACAGACAGAGGCCACUGGCCAUCAGGAGGAGAAGGAGACUUCUAACGAGUCCAGCACGGUCAGCAUGACCCAGACCACGAAAGACAAGCCCACGGCAGAAAUCUUGCCAGCGGGGCAAGGACAGAGUCCAUCCCAUCCCCGGGUGAACCCGUCUUCCAAGUGGUCCAAGAUUAAAAUUGUCACCAAGCAGACUGGGACUGAAUGUGUCACCGCCAUUGAGAUCGUUCCAGCUAAGGCAGGAGCCUCUGACCACAAUUCCCUGGCCAACAGCCGCCCAGCCAACGUUGCCAGGAAGUUUGCCAGCAUUGCCAGGAGCCAAGUACGGAAGAAGCGCCAGAUGGCAGCCCGGGAGAAGAAAGUCACCCGGACCAUAUUUGCUAUCUUGCUAGCCUUCAUCCUCACGUGGACGCCAUACAAUGUGAUGGUCCUCAUUAACACCUUUUGUGAGACCUGUGUACCUGAAACAGUGUGGUCCAUCGGCUACUGGCUCUGCUAUGUCAACAGCACCAUCAACCCAGCCUGCUAUGCCCUCUGCAAUGCCACUUUCAAGAAAACGUUCAAGCACCUUCUCAUGUGCCAGUACAGGAACAUUGGCACAGCCAGAUAA